Molecule: messenger RNA, 982 nt
Organism: Moneuplotes crassus
Lineage: Eukaryota; Ciliophora; Spirotrichea; Euplotida; Euplotidae
Source: the annotation of a GenBank genome assembly
UUUCAAUACUCUAAAUAAGAGAUAAGGCUUCUGCUUCUUUCAAGAUACAUCAGCGAGGUGUGUCUUUAGCUAAAACACUUUAUACUGAUUAGAUCAACCCUUUGAGUUUGAGGAUUGGCACUUUAUGGAAGAAUAGUCUGGAUAAUAAAAUAUUAAUUUUAGCCAUUGUCUAAUUCUUUUAAGAAACGUAUUAUGAGGAUUAGGUACCCAGAUCAAAUUUGUCAAUAAACCUUUUAUAUUCAAGAAUAGCAGUUAUACUUGAACCCCAGUUUAGUGUUUGAACCUGAAAGAAAAUAAAAAUCUGUUGUCUUCAUAAAUUAAUCAUAAAUAUCCGCAAAUAUAGAGUUUUCUUGGUCUUAAACAAACUCUAACAAAUCACAAUUAAUUUUAAAAUCAAUUGGAUACAAUAAAAUCUGUAAGAGAUUAUUUUUAUUCCCUCUCCGAAUUUUGCCAAAAUUGUAGAUUUGGAAAAUUAAACAUCAUUUAUGAGGAAACCUGAUGUGUCCAAAACGAUUCUCAUAUUUAUUUAGAAUGGCAGAGUCGAAAUGCGCCACUAAAAUUGUUUAUUCCCCUCCCCACAACUCAGAGAAGGAGAGAAUCUGGGAUUAUGAGAUCAAAGAAGAAGAAUUUGAUUAUUAUCAAGAUCAUUGAGAGAGAUGUCUCCAAACCAGAAGUUGUUCAACAAAGGGUUGCUUGUAAUGAACAAUGCCACCCACUACAGGCAAGAGAAAGACAAGACACCAGGAUCUUGGAAUUUUACCAAAGUCUCUGUAUGUGAAGAGUGAAAAACAAAAGAUGAGAUAAGGAAUCCUAAAAGAAUUGGUAUAUAUAAGAAAAUACCUAUCAAAUUUCUCAGCAUUAACCAGAUGCUGAUCAAGUUGCUAGUACAAUCCUCAAAUAAGGUAAAUCUUAUCAGGAUUAAUGAAGAAGAUUAAAUUGCUUUUGUAAUCUUAAAUAUCAAAAUUUCUUUGUGUUUCUUUUU